GCCAUGGAACAUUGCCUUAAAAUCACUUGAAACUAUUCGAAGAAUGCCUUGUAUUUACCCAAUUGAACUACCCGACUCGUCAUCGUUCGUGGACAACCUGAACAGGUCGGGCUGUGUUACAUUCAGAUCGAGAACAUCGCCCAAGACAAUCAGCAUGGUGUACGUGAGCUGGUCCUUCAACCCGUACACAUCUGAGCAUGGCUACUUCCAAGACCACGACGACCAGUACCACUUCCAUUGUAUAGCUGCCAUCACUUACAUCAGCAGUUUCAAAACUGUCAUGACCGUCUCGCAAGGAAACGAACAAGAGGUUUUGUGCUGGAUGAUAGUCAAUGCAGAAACUGUCGUUGUUGUCAAUACUUCUUCGUGUAACACCCAAACGGCCCUGGGCAUUUUACAAGGGAAGCCGAAAUUUCUGCUGCACCUGAAGUUUCUACUUUACCUCAACGCAGCGGACAAGGAUGUCGAUGUUGUCUGCAGGCAAAUUUCGAAGAACAAUGAAAAGAAGUGGUUGGCACAGAUUAAACACAAUAUAGAGCGGUCUGACUAUGUUAAGAAUAGAAUCACAUUGCUGUUUUGCCCAUGUGAGUUCCUCUUCCGAUUUUGA
Messenger RNA from Candidula unifasciata, 607 nucleotides. The record is from the annotation of a GenBank genome assembly. NCBI's taxonomy places the organism in Eukaryota, Metazoa, Mollusca, Gastropoda, Stylommatophora, Geomitridae.